AUGAAGGCGGCUUUCAGCCACCCCAACAUCACCGAGGUUGUGGUCUCCGUCAAUAAGACCAGCAUCGCGAGCAGGUUCCAGAAGAUCAAUCCUGCAGAAGCCCUGUCGUUAUUGGAGGUGUACCUCCUGCCGCUCGUCUCAAAAUUUUACUCUUCGCCAAAAAUAAUGGAGUACCACAGGAGGAGAAAGGAGUUUGAUGUUGUCAUCACAGAUCAAUUGUUCAAUGAGAUGGCUUACCCAUUCGCGGAGGGAAUGCCUUUCAUCACCUUGGCGACUGCUGGUAAUGAGCCCCGUCAGAGCGCCGUCAUGGGGAACGUGCUCAACCCAGCGUGCGACGCCAACGAGUACUUCGACUACCCGCGGCCCUACUCUCUCCUUCACCGACUCCACAAUCUCUACAUCACUCUGACCACCGCAGGAUACUGGCGUGUGUGGGGGAUGAUGCCCAAGAUACAGAGAGAGGUAUCAAAGUUCUUCCCGAAUCUGCCCCCACUGCUGGAGAUUGAGAGGAACGUCAGCCUCUCUCUCCUCAAUUCCAACUUGGGAAACAGUGCCCCUGGGCCCCUCCUGCCCUCACAAGUGGAGGUGGGCUCCAUGCACUGUGUUCCUGGCUCGCGCCUUCCUCAGGACGUGGAGUCGUGGCUUGACGGCGCUGGCCCUGGAGGGGUGAUCUACUUCAGCUUGGGGUCGGUGGCGACGGGCGUCUCCAUGCCCGACGAAUUAAGACGAAUCUUCCUGGACGCCUUCAGAAGACUGGAGUACCGCGUCAUCUGGAAGUAUGAGUCGAAACUGGAGGGAGUGUCCGAGAAUGUAUUGAUUAAAGAAUGGAUGCCACAGCAGGAUAUUCUGGCGGACCCGAGAGUCAAGUUGUUUAUCACUCACGGUGGGCUGUUGAGCACACUCGAGGCAGUAUGCCACAGCACGCCCCUACUCGCUAUUCCAAUCUUCGCUGACCAGCCCAAAAACGCCAAGAUGAUUGUGACCCGCGAGUUGGGUCUUUCUUUGGAGUGGAGUGAGCUAACUGUUGACCUCCUCGUCGCUACCAUUAGGGAAGUCGUUACCAAUCCUAAGUACGAGCGCAACCUGAGGGAGGCGUCGAGGGUGGCGCUGGACCUGCCUCGCCCGCCCCUUGAGACAGCCGUAUUCUGGACGGAAUACGUCAUGAGACACAGAGGAGCGCCCCAACUCAGGUCUCCGGCAGCAGACCUCUCCUGGGUGGAGUUCCUCAUGGUCGAUGUCCUGGCUUGCCUCUCUCUGGCAGUCCUCCUCCUCUUGUGUGGCCUGCGCAAGCUACUCUCACCUCGCUGCAGGAUGUGGGUUGCUUAUUCUUUUAACUUGAAGAAGAAAAUUGAUUAA
Molecule: messenger RNA, 1356 nt
Organism: Procambarus clarkii (red swamp crayfish)
Lineage: Eukaryota; Metazoa; Arthropoda; Malacostraca; Decapoda; Cambaridae
Product: UDP-glycosyltransferase UGT5
Molecular function (GO): UDP-glycosyltransferase activity
Source: RefSeq, a predicted model, not a curated record